Messenger RNA from Cheilinus undulatus (humphead wrasse), 3529 nucleotides. RefSeq names its product meiosis 1 associated protein. Gene Ontology annotation, biological process: spermatogenesis; meiosis I; male meiosis chromosome separation. NCBI's taxonomy places the organism in Eukaryota, Metazoa, Chordata, Actinopteri, Labriformes, Labridae. The transcript has 12 exons. Bases 94 to 1824 code for a protein of 576 amino acids. The record is from RefSeq and is a predicted model, not a curated record.
UUAGCUUGUUGAUAGGGAUCAUGAACGUUGGCGAUGAAUUAGCUUGGUAGCCAGUUGACAGAAAAACAUUUUUGAAUGUAGUAUACAGAUAAGAUGUCAAUGGACAACAGGAAAAGGCAAGCAGGCUCCUGUAACUCUAGUAACUUGGUUUCCUGGUCCUCCUUGUUCCAACGUCAACCAACCAGGGUUCUUAUCAUUGAGGCUCUGCCACCCUGGUGGUCAGAAACUUGUACAGUACUCUGUGAUGCCCUGGAUAACUUCCUCUCCCUUGCUUGUAGUCUGGAUGGACCCUGUAGGAUACCAUUACUCAGCCUGUAUGCCAUCAGUAGACAGCAGGAGUGUCUGCUGCCAUUUGUGCAGCUGCGUGGUAACCUGGCUAGGCUGCGUUCCUGUGUUGAGGAGCUGAGGUCCAUUCCAGGUGAAGGUUGCAUCAGAGGAGCGGCCAAAGGAUGGGAGCUGCUAAGACAGGCAGUGCUGGACAGUCUGCAACAGUUUAAACAGUAUACCAGACAUACGGGCAGUGGCACACAGGCCAGCAGUAACACGUGUUUGGAGGUGACUGUGGUGACCAGCCAGUCAGGGAGGGACACCAUUCGCCAUUUAGAGACUGGACUCAAAGAUGCUGACCUGGUGUCACUGAAGCGGCUCCUGGUGGUACAGAUCUUUAAUGCAGCAGAGUGGGGCCAGGAAAUCCCCUUAACUGAGACCAAACACGCUGAGGCUGAAGACUGUCUGACUUUGGGAACUGAGAUUGACCUGCAGCAGGUGGAGAACAGUGUCCUUGCCAUGGAGACGGUGUUGAAAGCGUGGCUUCAAGAGCAAGGAGGGGACAGAGAGCAUCUCCACCUCCUGCUGCCCAGUCCACUCGACAAUCCCAUGCCAGUGUGUAUUAAGUGUGACAUGCAGGAGCGUCUCAUAAGCCCCGCCCUUGUCCCCUUGAAUCCAAACUUGGGAAUGAAGACAGAAAGCAUCAGAGACUUCUUGCCCAUCUCAAAGGGCAAUCAGAGCCAACCUCCACAGAAACUGAGAGUGAUCAAGAGCCUGCGUGCAGAUGGAGUGUGUGAAAGUGUGUUGUAUGGUCUGCCGCUGGUGAUCCGCCCCACCACCUGCUGGCAGCUGGACUGGGAUGAAAUGGAGACCAACCACAACCUGUUCCAUGCUCUUUGCCACACUCUCCAGAGUCGUGACUUGUUCCUGCUGAUGCAAGUGGAAUCCACACAGAGGUCCACAGCAGGAGGCCCAGGUGUGUACUCUCACUAUAUCCUCCAGCCUUCUCCAUCGUUCUCCCUCCUUCUGAAGCCUGUGGUCUCCAGAGAGCUGCUGCUGCCCUGUUCACUGCCUGUUUCAAUUCAGGAACCUACAUCUGAUGCUCUACAGGUUCUACAGGCUUGUCUCAGCCAGUUGGACGAGGAGGUAAUGUUUAACCCUCUGUCUCUGACCAGUAACCUCUACCAGAACCUCAAAAGCAGAGGUCUACUCUCCCAGCCCCGGUACCCAUACAGGUUGCAACCAGCAGCUGCCCACAGAGACCAUCCUCAGCCACCAGAUGGCCCUAAAUCCACAGGCAGACGACUGCCCAAACAACCUCCGAGCCAAUGUCGCCAACUAGGAACACACACCAAGGUCAGGGCCACUGUGGCUCCCUUCCCAUCUUCCUCCUCCCACUCCUACUCCUCGCUUUCCUCCCUGGGACCUCCCCCUGCAAAAGCCGCUCGUCCCACUCUGACACUCCUCAGCAGCAGAAGCAGUGGAAGCCGCAGGGCACCAGUUCCUACUCAUCAGGACAUAAACGAGAGCAGUGAUGACCCCAUGGUUAUAGAGUAGAAAUGCCUGAGUGUGGGUGGAUUUAAGUGGAGUGAGAGAGCAAAACAGAAGUGUGUAGAUCCAAAAUAAUUGAAUUGGUAUGCAUACUUGAGUAUCCUGGCUUGUCACUUUAAAGAUGUUAUUUACUGAUUUACAGGAUGGACUUGUUAACAAAAAAAAUUCAACACCAUUGUUGAGUUAGUAUCAGUCAUCUCAUAGAGGUUUAAGUGACUUGUCUCAUGCAGUACAGUGUGGGUAGUUGCCGCUCUUUUUAUUUAUCUCUGCUUAGUUCUCACCACUCAACCAUUGUUAGCUAACGCUGACCUAAGUUGUGUGUGCAGUUGUGAUCAAGUGUGAUAGGAAAGUCUGUGCCCUCUGCAGAGUGCUGAGGAAGCAAAUCUUUGGUAUCACAAACCACAAUGAAAAAAAAGAGAUGAAAAGACGGGAAACAGCAGAACAAAGCCUAAAAGAGAAAAAAUGGAGGGAGUGAAACAUAGUGACUAAAGGGAACCAAAGGUGGGUGGUGUGAGAGAUCAGAGGGAGAUAAAAGGAUAGAAAGCAUCAACUUUAUCUCACAGCACAACAUUGUGCCCAAACCGACACAAAUAUUUGAACUGAAACAGGCAUGAGUUUCCUAAUUCUGAUUCAGGCAUGGUAAGCACAUAUACUGUAGCUAUAUCACAAGACUACUGCUGUAGCUCUGCACUACACAUUCCAUUUCCCGCUUUGCCCUUAAGCCCCAGUCUGAACACAGCUUCACUGUUUUAAUGAGACACAGAAUCAAGAAGCAGACAGAGGGGCCUCUCUGCUCUCUGUCACCCCCACACCAAGCUCUCUCUCAGGGGGUUGAAAGUAAGUUGAGGGAGGGUGAAUGGAGGGACAACAAAUACGAGGCUUAAAGUCCAAAACGUGUUGUUAAUCUUUAAAAUACUUUUAAAUGCUGUCUUUAUUUGUGAUGAAGAUGUGUUUCUGUGAGCAAGGGGUCAAUUCAGGUUCCUGAUUGAUGAGUAAUUUUAACGUACUCUGUUCCAAAGAGUUUCGUCAGCCACACAAACACUCAAAGCUUAAACAGUCUCCCGCCAUUCCUCCCCCUCACCGAACCGUCAAACAUGCGGGACGACCCGCCGCAUAGCUGCAAAUGGCACGGUGAUGUUGUGAUGUCACAGGACUUCCACAUUCACAUCCACAACGAUCCUUUUGUUUCUCAAGAGGAUUUGACGGGACCUCAAAAACUGCCCACUCCUCUCUCUCUCAUGCUGCUCUCACUCACUUUUUUUUCACUCUGUGCUCUUUGUGAUUUCACAAGUUGAGUUGAAGUGUGUAGGAUCAAACUUCAUCAGCAGCUUCUCAAUCACUUCAAAGGUCAAACGCCUAAUGCCAAAGUUUAACCCAAAACACACUGACUACACUUCUCUUUGAAUGUCACAGCUGUGAGAGAGUAACAAGGCAUGACAAGAAUCAAUACAAGUGUUUAGUAUGGUGUUUGACAAAGUGUCACAACUCAGUUCUCUUUUUUCAUGUUUGUUAUUAAUGUGCAUCCUCAUCCCAUUGUUCUAAAUUGAGUUUGUUCCUAAUCUAGUUUGUGUUCUGAGUAAUUUUUUCACUAUAAAUUCAUAUAAGUUGCUGAUAUUUCAGGAUUCAGGAUUGUAUGUUAUGAAUUUUUAUAUACAUAUUCUUUUACCUUCUCUCUGUUUUUCACAGUUUGACAAGUAAGUGAAUAAAUUCA